Molecule: messenger RNA, 2439 nt
Organism: Anopheles stephensi (Asian malaria mosquito)
Lineage: Eukaryota; Metazoa; Arthropoda; Insecta; Diptera; Culicidae
Product: cilia- and flagella-associated protein 206
Exons: 5
Coding region: 128-2053 (641 amino acids)
Biological process (GO): regulation of cilium beat frequency
Cellular component (GO): ciliary basal body; axoneme
Source: RefSeq, a predicted model, not a curated record
CCUUGGCUACCGAUAAAACAUUUGCUUUAGUUGCGAAAGUUCAGCGGGUCCGGCAACAGCACGGGACUUCCUUCGGCGUAGUGUUUACAGUGCCAGAUUUUCCCUAGAGCCUCUCGAUUGCUGCACAAUGUCUGCCCUAGUCAACUACCCACGGGUACGUCUUUUAGAACCAAAUGCAGCACUAACACCUCUGUUGCAGGAAAUCCUGCGUAACUGCGACCGCAGAAACGUCCGAUACGAUCGCCCGCUGGUCCACUUCGUGAUUAAUCUCCUGAGCUUGGAUCCACAGUACGAGCUGUUCAUGGAAACGCUCAGUGCUGAUCGAAGAAAUCACGAUGAUUUCGUUGAAGCUUGCUGCAAUCUGCUUGCCGACGACCGAUCGCCAACACUGAUCACUCUCCGGAUGCAGUGCUACUUUCUGGACAACUUCUUCGACAAGGAGGAAAUUGUGGAGAAGCAUGCGCGCAACCUGCAGGCCAAAACGUUCGCCCUGACGAAGGAGAUCAUCGACAACGACGUCAUUACGAAGGAUGAACAGGACGAGGUGUUUAACAAGGUGAUCCUGGACAUUGUCAUAAACAUGGGUUUGGGCAAUCCGGACUGUAAGGAUGUUAUCGCCGAAACGAUGCGUGCCCUAAACUCGGUGAUGUCGCGCAGCGAUAAGGCAAAGUUUGUUACACUCGACCGGAAGGAUCGUCUGAUGGCGCUGAAAGACAUUCGCGAGAUUGUAGCCGGCAUCCGCAUCUUCAACAAGCACUCCGGGAAUACGGCCAACGGCAUGGCGGACUUGCCAAAGAUUAUCGACCAGUCCCACGAAUCGACGAAAUCGAUUCUUCAAAUAACGCUGUGUGAAAUCAUGGACAAGGUGAACCUGCUGACAAGUGCACUGAACGCAGCGAUAGCGUACGAUUUGCGCAACCGAUCGAUCAUAACGCUGCUGCCGGAAAACAUUACCGCCGACGAUUUUGAAACCAUCAAAGACCUGCUCGCCAUGUACCGGCAGCACGAGGUGUACACGCGAAAGCUGAUAGACGAGCUGGCAGGCAUUAAGCUGAGCAUUGAUGGGUGUAAGCAGGAGUACGAGGCGAAGCUGUUGCGCAUCCACGAAGCCGUCCAGUAUCGUACCGCCAUCCCGACGGAUCGUGUUUUUCCUAAAUUUUCCGAACUGACACGCGUUUGGUUGCAGUUUCAAAAUUUCAUAUUUCUCCUCUCGGAAAUGAACCAAAUCAGUAACACGCUGACAAGCCUCACGGAGCGAUGCGCUAGUUUCGAUGACCUGGCUUACCGCUUGCUAGGCGAAAGUCAGAUACAAACCGAUGUCGAUCGGUUGAACAAAGUCAGCUCGAAGCGGUUCGUCCUGCCCGAUCCGAAGAACUGUGAAAUUGUUCCGUACGAUGAAAGCAUGCAUAUUCAGCUGCUCAAGUUCUGCCUGUGGCACUUGGCCGAAGGCAAGGGUUUGCUUAUGCCUGGAAGCACCGAGCUGGGUGUGUGCCGUGUGCAGAAGGAACACUUUCUCUUUAACAUCCCCGAACCGGUGUCAUUUUUUGACGAGGAACCAAAUAAAUACUUCUUCAAAAUAGUCGAGACGGCAAGGAAGAAAAUACAACUCAUCUGUCUGCUGAACAUGUACGACAAGGUACAAUCCUCGUACAAUGCGCCCCGAAGCGAAGGCUUUCAGAUGAAGAUAACGACCACCUGCGAUCAGGAGGUACAAACUGAUCUCCAUCCCGUACCAUCUAACAUUGAUCGCGAAUAUCGCUGGAACGUUUGGGAUUACCGACGGGAAGCAAUCCGGCUUGCUAACAUUCGCACCAAAAAAACCACUUCCGUGCAGACGCUCGAAUCGAGCCGUGCCAUACCGAAGUCGACACAGAUUUAUCUCGGUAAACCACAGACCACUCAAACGCGUGUCAGCCGGAGCACGGAAACGGAACAACGGCGGCAAACGGGACUGAAAGUGAUCGAACCAUCGGCACCGUCCCCUUUGAAGGUGUACGCACUGACACUAGCGCAGACGAGUCGUUCCGCUUUCAACCGAAACGGAGAGCGUUAGAAGGGAGCUGCUGACACGAAAUCUUACAAAAUAGUCGUAACGAGCGUUACAUUGUAGCAGGUAGACUCUAACAUCCCCCAAAUCAUACCUGGAAUAUUGAUGACCAUAUGCUGAAGAGUCCUUUGUGGCGAUCCUUUUGGCCAACGUUACACUUGAGCACGUCCGUCAGUCGGAUCGGUUUUUUCAUGCAAGCAAAGAACUGCAACAUCGACAGGCAGGCCCGUACAUCGUUUCCGGUCUUUUCUGCCAGUGCCAGCAUCGAGGUAAGAUCCGUUGUUAUCUGUUCCUUCUUCGCGAUCACGAGUAGCCUACCGAAAAGAAGUGAAAAAUUAGAUUAAAUUUUAAUAAAGGGAUGAUUAUCGCGUGCUUUACGUACCGUUCCGCUA